This is a messenger RNA of Carcharodon carcharias (great white shark), 1729 nucleotides long. RefSeq names its product zinc-binding protein A33-like. Gene Ontology annotation, molecular function: protein binding. NCBI's taxonomy places the organism in Eukaryota, Metazoa, Chordata, Chondrichthyes, Lamniformes, Lamnidae. The record is from RefSeq and is a predicted model, not a curated record.
GCAACUGAGAUGGCUGUCAGUAAAUCGAUUUUAUCCCUGACUGAGGAUUUAACCUGCUCCAUCUGCCUGUCUCUGUUUGUGGAGCCUGUGCGGCUGGACUGUUAGCACAACUUCUGUAAAUCCUGUAUAAGUGUUGGGAAAACCAAUGGUUUGCUGGGUCUUGUCCAGAAAGUCGAGUGGUUCUCCCCCGGGGAUGUUUCACCAGUAACAGGGUGUUGGCCAAUCUCUGAGAAAGCUCGACAACUGGAACUGAACCUAAAAGCUGGAGGAUUGUCUGCCUCACUGUGAGGAACACGGGGAGAAGCUGGUGCUGUUCUGCGAAGAGGAUGAGAUUCUGAUCUGUGCCAGUUGUGUAGGUUCUCCCCCACAUUCAGCCCACAGGUUCCUCCCUCUACAAACAGCAGUUCAAAACUACAAGGACCAGCUGAAAUUAUCCUUGGAUUCCAUGGAGAAUCAAAAGAAAAAUAAAAGUGAAUUAAAACAGCAGCAGGAGAGGAAGAUUUCCGAACUGGAUACAAAGAAAAACAUUUAAUUGAAGAGCUGAGGAGACAAAAGGAGGAAGAUCUGAGACUAAUGGAGGAGAACUUGAAAAGAAUUGAAGAGGAACUGACGUCACUUGAGAAGACAUUGAGUCUUUGUGUAGACAUCGAGCAGCAGGACAGUAUCUCCUUUCUCAAGGUACCUGGACGAAGAGGAGGAAGGGGAAGGUGCAGAGAGAGGUGACGUUGAGGAGAUACUGAUGUUUCCAAAAAGGAAAUACACAGGAUUUCGAGUCCCAUUACUCUACUCGAUGUGGAAGAAAAUGAAACAGGUCAUCUUUCCAGUCCCAGUCUCACUGACCCUGGACCCAAACACAGCGCAUCAUAAGCUCAUCCUAUCUGAAGACCUGACCAGUGUGAGAUACAGUGACACAGAAUUACUGCUUCUGGAUAAUGCAGAGAGAUUCGAUACAAGUGUCUGUGUCCUGGGGUCACAGGGAUUCACAUCAGGGAAACACUUACGGGAGGUGGAGGUCGGGGACAAAACUAAGUGGAUUGUGGGUGUGGCCAAAAAGUCAGUCAACAGGAAAGGAUUAAUAAGAAUGGGGCCUGAACAUGGUUACUGGACUGUGUGGCUUAGCAAUGGGAAUAACUAUGGAGCUAGAAAACCCAUUAGUCCAACUGACCCCGAGUAUAAAGCCAGGACUAUAGGAGUUUACUUGGACUAUGAGGGAGGACAGGUGAACUGUUACAAUGCUGAUGAUAUGGCCAUUCUCCACACUUUCACUGACACAUUCACUGAGAAACUCUUUCCUUUUUUCUAUCCUGGAUCAUGCAAUGAGGGUAAAAAUGGUGCUCCUCUUAAACUGCAUCAUUUUGAACCAUAGAUUCCUAUUUUUGUUUCAGAGAAUGUGUCCAUUACUGAGUGAGGAACUGUAAGAUACAGCAGGAUUGGGAAAGGGCCUUGGCAAUAAAUGGUGGAGAUGAGAGUGUCGGACGAGUGCAUUGUAAAUGUUCCUUGCUCUGAGCUCUUGGGCUAUGAUUGUGAUGUGACGUCCAUACACCUUUAAGGUUACAUAUCUUAAACUACUGUCAAUCGUUACAUACCUUAACAGGAUGUGAUGUAUUAGCCCCAUGACUUGUUAGUCAGUCAGCAAGCAGCAGGUGAGAAACCAGAUGUACUAUUCUUAGACUCCUAAUAAACCCAUCUGUAUAUAGUCUUAUCUUUAAAUAAAGAACCCACAUUAUUG